Messenger RNA from Lymnaea stagnalis (great pond snail), 7528 nucleotides. The record is from the annotation of a GenBank genome assembly. Lineage: Eukaryota; Metazoa; Mollusca; Gastropoda; Lymnaeidae.
AAAAGAGGAAGAAAAAACUAGUGUGGGGGGGGAGGGGGAGUGCGGAGAAAAUUAAAUUAAGUGGAAGGCUUUCUUCAAAAUGGCCGAACUCCAUGUUUACAAAUCUAAAUGAAGAAAAGAUUAUUUUCGGGAGAUUUAAAUUAAUUUUUUUUUUAAUGGAUCACCAGGCGACCUUGAGAUUCAGAUGACGUGAAUGUGUAGGUAAAUGUCACUGUGUUCUUAGGUAAAUGUCCCUGUGUUCUCGUGGGAUCAACCUUCCAAAUUAUUUCCUUGAAGUGGACCAAAGUCGACACACACACGACACAGCAUUUCUUCAAGUUUUGUGUAAUUGUGUGAGUUGGAUGAAAACAUGAAUACAUCAGUGACAAGAUCAACUCUGGCAACCGAGGUGAGACAUUGAUAGUAUUAAUUUCAUGUGUUUUUCCACGCAAGCAAAUCGGCAAAUCAUUUAUAGAUUUUAUUCUGAUGUUCUUGAGGUUGGUGAGAAGUCCUUUGGAUUGGGGGAGUCUAUUAGUGGAGGGGCUGGGGUCAUUUGACCACUGGUGUCAGUUGGACAGAAGAGUUAGUAGAUUUAGUUGGUCAAUGGAUUCAUUUGGUCAGUGGAGUAAAUUAGUAAAUGGGGUCAAUUGUUCAGUAGAGUCAAUUGGUCAGUGGAGUCAAUUAGUAAAUGGAAUCGUUUGGUCAGUGGAGUCAAUUGGCCAGUGGAGUCAAUUAGUAAAUGGAGUCAAGUUGGUCAGAGGAGUCAAUUAGUAAAUGGAAUCAUUUGGUUGGUCAGUUGGUAAAUAAAAUUAUUUGGUCAGUAUAUUCAUUUGGUCAGGGGAUUCAGUAGGUCAGUGGAGUCAGUGACCCAUUCAGUACAUUUGAGUGUAGAUCCUGUGUUUGAACUUGAUAACUAAUAAUUUUCUCCACCCCCAGGGAGUAAGCACUGGCGAUGUGUCAACCAUUGGAGUCAGGGCUGAUCCCCGCUCAGCAAUGUCCGUUGGUUCAAUCGGGGCCUCCACAUUGUCCAUGAGGGCUAAAGCUGCCCGUAAGAGGAAGGUCAAUGCAACACACAACAGUAACUUCAGGUGUGAGUCAGUACCAUGAUCGUUAUUGAGUCGUAAUGCUGUUUAAGUGAUUGUAAUUUCAAUAAUCUUAUGGAGCUCUUCUGCGCAUCAAAGAGUUAUAAAAUAUUUUUUAAACAUGAAAACUGCUUAACAUCAUUAUAUAUCCUACUAAAUAAUUAUAAUUAUUGCUCACAGAGCUGGAUAUGUCCCUGUAGAAGAGGAUGCUUUGCAUCGGGCUGGCAUCAGGGGACGCAAGCGUUAUUUCCUCUACUGUGUUCUUGCUGUGUUGAUGUUCCUAGCUGUUAUUAAUAUUGUAGUAAGUCAAAUAUCUUACUUUGUUAGCUAUUCCAAAUUAAUAGGAUUUUUAUCUUAUUUUGAUAGUUACAUGGAUACUUUUGGCUGUCUGUUUGAGACUCCUUCUGAAAAGAAAAAAAAAUUUAUAGUAAAAAAGAAAACACAGAUAUUAUUUCAUUGCAUUCCUGAUUCCUGAAUUCUAAAAACGGACCCCCAAUUGGAAGUCAGUGACUGUAGAUUAUAAAAAACCAUACCUAAUUUUCUACAGCUAGGAUAAGACGUGUACUAUUUUAUUUGUAAUUAAAGAAAUAAAUAGUAUCAACACAUCAUAGGUCUCAUAGUUUAAAUAGCUUGUAAGUUUUCAUCAUAUUCUUCCACAGUUUAUGGCCAUAAACAAAUGUGACAACUUCAGAAAACCAAAUACUUGCAUAAGAAUGGUACAAAUUUUAAAUACAGGCCUCCGUCGCCCCUCCCACCCCCCUCCUAAAAAUAAUGUGAUCUAGAACUUAAUUAGGUUUUAAAAAUUAAUAUAUUUUUUUUAAACAUUAAAUAUUCAAAGAUAUUUUAUUUUAUCUCAUUCAAGGUGAUUGGCUGGUUGCUGUAUAUUUUAAGGAUGACUCUCAACGGCAUGGAAAGUAUGGAGCUCGCCAACAUGGGAGGUCGAAAUUUCCUCAGAGUUCUGGAUAAUGCCAAAAUCGACAUAAUGUCUACUAACAGCGUGCCAAUAGGCUCGAGAUUUAAUUCCAAGCUUUCAAUAGAAGCUGAAAAUGGUCCCGUAAGAUUUAAAAUUGAGUUUUCGUUGUCUUCAAUGAUUACAUUAAUAGAUUCAAACCUGAUUCGUGUCGUCACGCCACCCCGCCCCCGCCCCCCGCAUUUCAAUGUAUAUUUACAGAAAAAAAUGAAUCUAUACCAGGAGAUAAUCUGUUUGGACAAGGAUUCUGAUGAUCGAAUGUUUAAACAGUUUUCAAACUUUAACACACUUCAGUCCCUAGCUCCCCGCAUCUUAUAGUUAGAUAAAACUGUCAAGCUAAGUUACUUAUAAAAACCAAAUGGUAAGGGAGAAAGCCCUGACUGUUAAUAAUAAUAAUUAAAAAAAACCACAAAAACUCCAACCCCACCCCCCCCCACCCCCCAAAAUACUGAUAUAUUUAGAAAGAGGUUACAUUUACAUCAAAUCAACAAGAAAAUACCCAAAAGACAUGUUGGCAACUUAUACCAGCACAUAUACUGUAAUAUUUCUUUAAAAAAAUUUAUUUUAAAAACUAUGAGUUACACACAUCACAUGUUAUUUGCUAAAUGGAAAACACCAUCCCUAUGAAAAGAUCUUAACAAAUUGAUCUAUCUCUUGAGGUUUUAGCAAUGGUCAUUUGUUGCUUUCUAUUAUUGUUCAAUAGUUUGGGUUUUUUUGGUGUGUUUUGUUAAAUACAAUUUUUUAAUUUUGAUGAAUUAUGGACUUCAAAUAUAUUUUCCAUCCCCUAAAGUUGGAAAUGAAACUGACAUCACCCAAAACAAGUUCAUCCAUUGUGUUAGAGAGUAAUGAGGUUACCAUGGUCACAGAUAAGUUUUCUGUUAAGACAACAAAUAGUACUGACUGGGUUACAACCAGUUUGACAUCCCUGGCUGCACAAGAACUCAUACAAAAUUUGUCUGCACAUAAUGUCACAGCCAAGCAGGUAAGUUUUUUUUCUUUUUACAAAUGUAUUAUAAAAAAACUUGCCAACUGAAUACAAUAAUAAGCGGAUGUUUCAUUAGUAAAAUCCUAGCUUUCUAAAAAUGUUUUGCGAUCUACUAGGCGGUCUACUUGCAUUCCCCAUAUGAAAUAGCAUAGCACUAAUAGCACAUGGGGUAACUUCUUCUUUUUAAGAACAUUUUUAACCAGAUGGUAUCUAUUCUGAAAAUGGCUUCUACAAUCCCCAUUCCCAGAAUGGGUGGUUUCCCCCCUUCAUGGUUUUUUUUUUAAAAUGUAUAAUAAACCUAUUGAUAAGAUUAUACAUUUAAUGAAGAAUUUUUAAACGUUUUCUCUACGGCUAUAUUAUGAGAGAGCAGGAGAGGUAGCUAGUAAUCUUUUUUUGUCAUUAUAUUUCUCAAACUCCUAGAUUAAUGGUGAAGGUAACUUUAAAUUAAUUUUUAGGUGCUUACAAAAAUAAUGGUGUUUGAAGGAGAUUACAGUCAUUGUGUUCACCUUUAUUAUAUACUUUAAUUAGAGGAAAUGAAACCAAACUGCAAGAAAUAUGUUGUUUUACAUUUUGUUGGGUUAUUUGUGAUAGCAAUGUUUACAGAUUAAAUUGAAAGUUGUAAGGCAAAACUUGAUUGACCUCUUUCGGAUUAUGUAUGAAAUUAUGGGCUGCCAAAAAUUUCCUAGAUUACCAAUAGAUGUGCAGCUAACAAACCAAAUUUGUAAUAAAGUUCAUUAUUAGGAAAUAACUUUCGGCAAUAACAUUUAUGGCGAACUCCAAACAUCUCAUCACAGUUAAUGAAACCACUUUCUAUUGCUGGUUGUUUCUUCCUUUGUCCAACCCAAACGUUCUUUUAUUGACUUGUCUACAUAUAUUUCAAGCUUCCACAUACCUAGUUCCAGUAUGUCCUUCACACAACUUGGACGCAGAUCUUCAUUCAUUAGAAAUGUGUAUCUUCAGUAUAAUUUUUUUUUUUUUUACUGUUAAUUAGUAUUAGUGCUCUAACUCUCUCCCCCCCCCCCCCAAAAAAAAAUUUUUUUAAUUUUUUUUUUUUUUUUUUUAUUUAGUAUUUUUGCUCUAUCUCUCUCCCCCCCCCCCCCAAAAAAAAAAUUUGUUAAUAUUGUUUUUUCUGAAUUUACCCCUAUAACUCAUAUUAUAUAUUCAAUGUUUCUGGACAGUGAUUAAGUAAGAUACUUUGCGAAUCGUGUGGAAUUCCUUUGGAUAUUUUUUACCACCAGAUUUUCGGAGUCAAAGACUUCAGAGAUCUAUAUUUAGAAUCAGCACAAAGUUUGACUAUUUCUGGGUCACUUGGGCUGGAAAUGCAGUCACAAAAAACUGCAGAUUUAUCUUCAAGGAAUCUCAUCAUCUCAUCACAGGUAGGUGCAGAAACUAGUUUGAAAAAAUGGGUGGAGGGAUAGUUUCAUCAUGUCAUCACAGAUAGAUGCAGAAAUUUGGGCAGACGGAGAGGCUCUUUAUCUCAUUACAGAUAGGUGCAGAAAUUAGGUUACAUGGAUAGGUUCUUCAUCAUCAUCACAGGCAGGUGCAGAAAUUAGGGUAGACAGAUAGGUUCAUCAUCUCAUCACAGGUAUGUGCAGAAAUUAGGGUAGACGGACAGGUUCAGACUCAGUGUUAAGGUGCAGCAGACGAUUACAGAGUCAUGAUAGGAUUAUUAAAAACUAGAUUUAAUCCUUGUUUAUUUAACAUUCAUUUUUAAGUCUGAGACAUUAUAUGACUCAACUCUAUUGGGCUCUUUUUGUCACAGAAUACGGUCAGCACCUAUUUUCAGCAAAAUUUAACUCAAGUUAUAUAUAUUAAAAAAAAUUAAACAAAUUUGAGUUCCAGCACAUUUUUUCUACAAAACAAUCACUGCUCAAGCCAAUAAGUGAAAUCCCAUGACAUUAUUUUUGCAGUAUUGAUUACAACUGUUUAGUAUUUGGCUUGAGGGAAUAGUCAGCACCUUAUUUCACAACACCUCACUAAAUUAUUAAUUUCUAUCAAUAAUAAACUGAAAAAAUUGACAGGAAAAAAUUAAUGCUUUAAACAGAGUACAUUAGAAAUAAUUUGCAAGUAAAAAGAAACGAUCAUUUCAACAAAAUUAACAUUAAUAAUUCCUCUUGAAAUUCCUACCUCCAUCAAAUUUGUUAAAUUUUUAAUACAUAUACUUAGAUAUCUGAGAUAUGCUAUCCAUAAUAAAUUAAUGAGUGUCCAUAUGCAAAAUUCACAAAUAUCUACAAAUGUAAAAAAAUUAUUUUAAAAAUUUUUUAAAGGGGUGCAAAAUGAAUGCUGCUUCAAAGGUUGUCUCCUUGCUAACAAUUAAUAUUUGAUAUUUGAAUUUGAGUGCUCAAUAACGUUUCUAAAAAGGGGAAAUAACUGCAUAUUCUGAAAAUUCAACAGUUUCCAAGGUUGUUCCUGUUACUGUUAGUUAUAAAAGUGCGAAAGUGCAUAUAUUAUUUGAUAUGUUUAGUCACUGUGAGAUCUCAUUUAGACUUACUUUUUCUAAUUUGGGCAACUUUAAAAAUCUUGCAAAUAAAUCUUUUACUAGUUGUUACCACUUGAGUCUAGUAAAUGGUGGUUUUGUAAAGCCCUAUAUUAUUUUAUGUUACUUUCAAUCAUAAUCAGUAUUAUAAAAAAGUUUAUGUUUUGAGUAUAAUUAAUCGCUGGAACACAAACUAGUGUAUAUUUUCUUUGAACUAUAUAAUAUUUAUAACUAAUAUUUUGUUUUAAUUAGAAACUCAAUGUUGAAUUAGAAUUAUAAUAUGAAUUUUCAAUUAAGUUUUCUUUCAAAUAAUUUUGUUACAAAAUUUUUCAGUCAUCUACAACUAUUAAAACUACACAAGGCCUUUAUUUGGGUAAACAUCUGCCAAAGGUAAACACAUCUGAGAGCACCAACUCUACCCUGCUGACCUACAAACUUUGUGUCUGUGGAUCAGGGCUGAUUUUUAAAGUCCUAGUUAACAAUUCUGAAUUAACUUGUCUAAAUGUCAGACAAGAUCAGCUACAGGAAUUGUGUGGAAACGGAUGAGAUUGUGAAUGCUUAUGAGAUUAUGUUGUUUAUAUAACUGUAUAAUGUAUUCACUGGUCAAUGUAUUGCCAUAUAAUAUUUUAAAGAGAUAAUUGUAGGAAAUAAAUGGUUUAACAAUUUUUUAAUGAAAUGUUAUAUGUUUAUUGUUGCUUGAAUAGCUGAUUCUCCGAUAUCAUUUUUUAUUUGGCGUAUAAACAAAUGAAGCAAAUAUUUCAUUUUGGCUGGUUUGCUAAUCUUUAACAUUUAAAAGCAACUACUCAACUGAAUGUCAAACUGAACAAAUCAGUCUUACAUAAAGGAAUUCACCAAGAAACAACAACCCCAGACUUGACAAGUUCAAUCACUGUUGAACAUUAUUUUCUUGAUUCAAUUCGUUUUCCUUGUCCAGGGCGGCACAUGCGUCUGGCUGGGUCUGGCGGUAAAACUGCUCCAUCACAUCAGCCAAACUGGCACUGCAUUGUCUCAAAGCCUUCACUUCACACUGGCGCCUUUGGAAUGUCACACUGUUGAAAAAAAAAAGUUGAACAUGAAGUGAUUAUAAUAUUAAAUUAAACACCUCGACAUGGUCUUAUUAACUUAGCAGUUAAGGUUUAUAUUGAUUUUAAAACUAUUUUUUUCUUAAAUACUUGGUGUCCACAUAUAACAGAUAAUUAUCUGGCAAAUGAGUUUAAUGAGUAAAAUAUGAAUUUGACUUAGAGAAUUAUUGAAUACUUUUGAAAAUAGUUCAAUGUCUUCCUAGAAUUACACUCAGAGAUUGUGACUAAUCAAAUACCUGCAGAGUAGAGUCUCCAUUGUUGUUCUUGACAGCUGUUCAGAGGGUGGGGCAAACUUCUUUACAACUCCCAUGUAAAAGAAGUAGUCUGCCAUCUCAUUUUGACAAGGUGCCAUUCUCACCUUUGACAGGCAGCUGAGCACAUCGCCACCACCCUGCUCAAUAGCUGUAGGGGACAAGAAACAGGUUUUGAUUACAUGGGUGUAGACCUACAAAGUAGCUGUUCUUUUUUAACAUUUUAAAAUUUUAUCAUAACAUCAUUUUCUUUGAAUAAAAACAGUAUUAAAUCAUACUAAAGGUUGAAAAAUAAUAACUAUCCAGCAGCAAAUUUGUAUUAAUUUAAAAUAAUAAACUCUUUCACUUGCAUUGUUACUGUUACAAAAAAUAGCUCAGUUUGUUAACAUACUUGAUCUUGAAGUCUCUUUGUAAAGUUGGUAAGUGAAAAUAUUUCAUUCAUAGUAAAAAAUUCAGUUUUAUUAGUCCAAAAACAAUUUUGACAAGAUGUACCUGAAAUGUUUGAGCAAAGUCCAGCGUAUGCCAGAGUGACCAUCUUAGGGUCAAAUAAAGAGCCAACCAUUUGGGUUACAGAAUCACUGCUUUGUUUUAGGCUUGUGUCCAAGCACUGGACAAAGCCAUCCUUGUCUCUGUUAACAAGAGAAAAAACUAAUACUCGUAACCAAUGUUCCCUUUAAGAUUUGUUGGUUCGUGUGCAAAAUAA